UUGGAGUGAGUGUUCCGCAGCGGCCGCCAGGCAAGUCUGCGCUAGCCCGAUGCAGCUCCUCCCACCUUCUGCUCGCGUGGGGACCAAAAAUGCAAAGGGAGUCCCUGCAAAGUUCUUCACUGCCACAAUUUCUGCCCCAAAGGUAGCUCUCCAGGGCAUAAAGAACUAGCUACUGAACAGCUGCAGUAAAAAUACUAAAACCAUACCAGAGUUGGAGGCUGACCAGGGACUUCCAAGGGACACAAAGCAGAGUUCCAGCAUCCAUCUGCUUGUGGAACAGGACUACAAUGGAUGCUAAAAAGCCAAGGAAAUGCAGUUUAACAUCCUUCCCAGUUUUGAAAACAAGAAAGAAACAGGAUGUCAACCCUGUGAAGGUUGAGUGUAAGCCUUUGGUUCAAGUCCAGAAGCCACCUCCCAAGAUCAAGAACCUCAGAAAGACUCGACUCUUGCCUAAGAAUACAAACACCAGCAUUACUUCACUCCCUUUUGUGGAUACCAAGGGGAAGAAGAACAUGGUUAACCUCCCACACAUCAGCAACAAAAUCUUGCUAAAGCCACCCUUGCUGUAUCAGGAGAAUCAGACUCACAAUCAGAUGUCAGCUUCUGAGCUCAAAACUUCAGAAAUGCCUUUCCAUUCAAGCAUUAAAACCCAAGAUUCCAAGCCAGAGGAGAAACCACCAAGAAAGCACAAGGUGCCUCUGACAGCAGCAGAGGCCUUAAAGUUUUUUAAGAACCAGCUGUCUUCUUAUGAACAAAGUGAGAUCCUGGGCUACACGGAGCUGUGGUUCCUGGGGCUGGAAGCAAAGAAGCUCCACGUGACUCCUGAGUUCAGCAAAACGAGUUUUGAUGAUGAACAUGGCUCCUAUAUGAAGGUCCUGCAUGACCACAUUGCCUACCGCUAUGAAGUUUUGGAGAUGAUCGGGAAAGGGUCCUUUGGACAGGUGGCCAAGUGCUUGGAUCACAAAAAUAAUGAGUUGGUGGCCUUGAAAAUCAUCAGGAACAAGAAGAGAUUUCACCACCAGGCACUGGUGGAGCUGAAGAUCCUGGAGGCUCUCAGAAGGAAGGACAAAGACAACACCUACAAUGUGGUGCACAUGAAAGACUUUUUCUAUUUUCGCAAUCAUCUCUGCAUCACCUUUGAACUCUUGGGAAUCAACUUGUAUGAGCUGAUGAAGAAUAAUAGCUUUCAAGGCUUCAGUCUGUCAAUAGUUCGGCGCUUCACCCUCUCUGUUUUGAAGUGUUUGCAAAUGCUUUAUGUAGAGAAAAUCAUUCACUGUGAUCUCAAGCCUGAGAAUAUAGUGUUAUACCAAAAGGGCCAAGUCUCUGUUAAGGUCAUUGACUUUGGAUCAAGUUGUUAUGAACACCAGAAAGUAUAUACCUAUAUCCAAAGCCGGUUCUACAGAUCCCCAGAAGUGAUUCUAGGCCAUCCCUACAACAUGGCCAUUGAUAUGUGGAGCCUGGGCUGCAUCAUGGCUGAGUUGUACACGGGCUACCCUCUGUUUCCUGGGGAGAAUGAAGUAGAGCAGCUAGCCUGCAUCAUGGAGGUGCUGGGCCUGCCGCCAACCCACUUCAUUCAGACAGCCUCCAGGAGACAGACAUUUUUUGAUUCCAAAGGUUUUCCUAAAAAUAUGACCAACAACAGGGGGAGAAAAAGAUACCCAGAUUCCAAGGAUCUCAUGAUGGUGCUGAAAACCUACGAUGCCAGCUUCCUGGACUUUCUCAGAAGAUGUUUGGUAUGGGAACCUUCUCUUCGCAUGACCCCUGACCAGGCCCUCAAGCAUGCUUGGAUUCAUGAGCCACGGAAUUUCAAACCACGGUCCAGGCCCCAGACCCUGAGGAAACCCAGUCUCUGUUUCCCCUCUGAGGCUCGGAAGGAAAAGGUUCAAGGGCAUCAUCCCUUGGGCAAAAAAGAGGUGACCAUCAAAGAAGAGACCAUAGACAAAGUAAAAGGUGGCACCACUAAGCAGGUUCAGAAUUCAGGUGAUCAGCAGGGCAUUCUCCAGCACACAUCUGAAGUUGUCCAGUUGCCUCAGCUAACAGAAGCUUCCAGAAAGCCAGAGGCAGUUGUUGGACCAGAGGAGUCCAAAACCUCCCCAGGGCAUCGAAGUAAAAACUCCUCAUCCAAAAACAUGAAUAUUUUACCACCUAUUGUAUGACCUUUGCUGAAGGUGUGUCCUGUUCCUUUCCACCAAGGAUUUUUAUUAGAGACAGCACUUACAUUGUACAAUA
Molecule: messenger RNA, 2229 nt
Organism: Prionailurus viverrinus (fishing cat)
Lineage: Eukaryota; Metazoa; Chordata; Mammalia; Carnivora; Felidae
Gene: DYRK4
Product: dual specificity tyrosine phosphorylation regulated kinase 4
Exons: 17
Coding region: 288-2156 (622 amino acids)
Biological process (GO): peptidyl-serine phosphorylation; peptidyl-threonine phosphorylation
Cellular component (GO): nucleus
Molecular function (GO): protein serine/threonine/tyrosine kinase activity; protein serine/threonine kinase activity; ATP binding
Source: RefSeq, a predicted model, not a curated record